AUGAGCACCAACUCCCUGACGACCUGCUGCGAGUCCAGCGGCCGGACGCUGGCCGAGACGGGGGCGGCCGCCUCCGCCCAGACCCCCGUCUAUUGCCCGGUGUACGAGAGCCGCCUGCUCGCCACCGCCCGCCACGAACUCAACUCCGCCGCCGCUCUGGGGGUCUACGGCGGCCCCUACGCCGGGCCCCAGGGAUAUGGAAACUACGUGACCUACGGCACCGAGGCUCCCGCCUUCUACUCCUUGAACAGUUUGGAGGCGAAGGAGGGGAGCGGGUCUGCGCAUGCGGGCAUCGCCCCGGCGGCUGCCUACUACCCCUACGAUCACACCCUCAGCCAGUACCAGUACGACAGGUACGGCACGAUGGACGGCGGGACGCGGAGGAAAAACGCCACCCGGGAGACGACCAGCACGCUGAAGGCCUGGCUGCAGGAGCACCGCAAGAACCCCUACCCCACCAAGGGCGAGAAGAUCAUGCUGGCCAUCAUCACCAAGAUGACCCUCACCCAGGUCUCCACCUGGUUCGCCAACGCCCGCCGGCGGCUCAAGAAGGAGAACAAGAUGACCUGUCCCCCGCGGAACAAGUGCUCGGACGAGAAGCGGCCCUACGAGGAAGAGGAGGAGGAGGAAGAGGAGGGUUCGCAGGAGGAGGCGAUGAAGAGCGUGAAAGCCGAGGAGCCCACGGGCAAGGAGGAGAAGGAGCUGGAGCUCAGCGACCUGGAGGACUUGGACGCCGCCGAGUCGGAGAGCUCGGAGUGCGAGCUGAGGCGGCCCUUCCCGCACCCGCUCCCGCACCCACACCCGCUCCCGCUCCCGCAUCCCGGCGGCAGCCACCCGCCGCGGGCCGCCGAGCCCCCCGCCAAGAUGCCGCCGCCGGCCGCCGCCGCCGCCGGGGAGGAGGAAGAGGAGGAGGAGGAGGCGGCGGCGGCGGCGGAGCGGGCGCGGAGCUGCCUGAAGACGGCGGCGGAGGAGUGCGGCCCCGACCUGCUCGGCGCCCGGCAGCGCGGCUGCGAGUCCAAAAUGUGCUUCCAGCAGGGGCAGCAGCUGCUGGAGGCGAAGCCCAGGAUUUGGUCCCUGGCGCACACGGCCACCUCCCUCAACCAGGCCGAGUACCCCUCCUGCAUGCUGAAACGGCAGGGGGGCUCGGCCGCCGCCGCCGUCUCCGCCCCGGUCAGUGUCAUCGACAGGCACCAGGAUUCGCCGGUCACCAACCUCAGGAACUGGGUGGACGGGGUGUUUCACGACCCCCUCUUCAGGCACAGUACUUUGAACCAAGCCCUGAGCAACACGACAGUUUCCUGGGCUACCACCAAAGGAGCCAUUCUGGAAACGGGCGCCUUGGGACGCGCGGUGGGGAACGGCGCCAACGUGCUCAAGGGGCAGCUCUCAAACUUGGCCCACCAUGACUCAAACAAAGAGUUUCUGGCGUUUCCCAAAUCAGGAAGCAAAAUGUUUUGCUCCUAACAGGUCCGCCGAGGGGGCGAAGGACUUUCUAAAACGCUUGAAGAGUCAGCUACACUGAAAAGAGACUUGCAAGAGUUUAAAUAUAAAACUUUUUCUUUCUUUCCUUUUUUU
Phalacrocorax carbo (great cormorant) is the source of this 1575-nucleotide messenger RNA. The record is from RefSeq and is a predicted model, not a curated record. Lineage: Eukaryota; Metazoa; Chordata; Aves; Suliformes; Phalacrocoracidae.